CAUCGAAACCAAAUUCAAGAAUUAAUAUGUCAGCGGAAAUAUCAAAACAAACGUGUUUGGCAUCCCAUAUGCGAAAGCAACGCGCCAAGAAAAUAUAAAUAAUAAGCCCCACCAACGUCAGCAAACAAACUCAUACGAAACCCGGCCAAUAAACAGCUUGAAAAGUGCCCAAGAAUCGUUGCGAAUGCGAAAAGAUACAUUUGUAUCUUUGGGCAUGCACUUUGCAGUUCCCCCAUCCAUUUCCCUAAAAAAAAUAUACACACAGUGUUUGUUGUGCGAAAGUAAAAACUACCUGCAACAGACUGCAGAGACAGACCUGCCCAGACCGAAAAACCCGAAAAAGAAAACCAGUUUUGUGAAAAUUAUUGACUGCGCUCUUGUGUUGGUUUUAGUUUAGUUUUUAUAUCUCGUUAUGCUUCUCUGUUUUUUUAUUUUUGUUGCUAUUUCUUGGUUGCACUCCUUUGUGAAUUGCUGAAAGGAAAAUGGCAAUAAUAACAAGCCGAAUUUGGCGGCUGCCAGCGAACAGAUAGAGGAGUCAUAAAUAAAGUGAGCGGAAUGGAUAGCAUUGAUAAGAAAUGCAAUUGAGGGAGACAUAAAUUACCCAAGGUGUCAAGGGGUUCUAGCUUAAAACUGAGGUGCAAACAUGGGUUUUGUGGAUUGAGUAGUUACGGUUUGUAGGUAUAUGAUGUUAGAUUACGAUCGGAUUUAUAGCCACGAUUUAUGUUUACUACGAUAAAUGAUAAAAUAUGAUUGAACAAAUAUUUGAAUAGUUUGUUGCCUUAAAAAUUUAAUAAAGUUUCUAAAAAGCAGCAUACUCAGUUAGAACAUAAUCAGCUUAUAGAACUAAACCAACCCAAGUGUGUAACAAGAGCCGACGUUAGCUAAUAAUUAUCAAAUGUAAUGAACCUAAUGGUAGUCCCCUUUAAUUCUCCACCCACAGUUAACUCGAAAAGUGCAACAUUCCCCAAUAAAUCAUAAGCAAGCGUUGCAGUUAAGUUACCGCUAAAUUCAACGAUCCAACUAUCAAGCAAAAAACAAAAACAAAAGCAAAAGAAAAAGAUCAACCAUCAACGUAGGCUAAGAAACAGAACGGAAAAUGCUCAUGCACACCACAUCAAUUUCCACAACGUCGACGGCCACCAUGACCAACUCAUCGUCCUCCGCCACGCCCACACCCGGCUCGACCUCCUCCAACAACAGUGCCACGCUCGACACGCUGCACCAGCAACAGCAACAACAACAGCAGCAGCAGCAUCAGCUGCAGCAACAACUGCAGCAGUUGCACACGAACGCCGCAAACAAUUCGCGGCCCCCCUCGCGGGCCCCCUCCAUCCUGGACAGUCCGACCCUGGCGCGCGUGGAGCGGGCUCGUCUGCGACUGGAGCAGCAGGAGCGGGAGCGGGAACGGGAGCGGAGCAGCCAGCGCGAGGUGGGCGGCGGCAGCGGAGGGGGCGGCGGUGGCAGCAGCACCGGCACCGGCAGCACUGCCACCACCAUGAAUCGUGAGGAUAGCCUGGAGCGCAGCAUUUUGGAUCCCAAGAAAGAAACGGCGCCCUGGCAUCAGAUGUGGACGCACAUGAAACGCCUCUCGCACGCCUCCAAAGUCAAUUCGACGAGCAGCCUGACCGCCCAGAAAACCGAUGUGGGCGUGGGCCAUCAUCCGAACAUGACACCAAAUGCAACAGCAACAACAACAACGGCAACGGCAAUGGGAACAAUGACAUCAACGCCCGGAAAAUGCAUUCUAUUUCCGGAUAAGACGGCCUCCCUGAAAAGCUCUAUGUAUACGCAACAGGUGUACUUCAGGCCCGAUAUGGUGAGUUGCAACAAACAAACCAAUUGGCUGAAUUUCAAGCAAGACCAAUCCUUGCUGGCAGGACGCAUUCCGGUGGCCUCCAUGACAGGACCCAUUAAACGCGGACUGCUGUGGCAGCAAAGGGAUCGGCUCUUCUCGCGCUGGAAGGAGCGAUACUUUGUGCUCACUCGUGACUACUUGCACUGCUUCAAAAGAGCCUCGGGAUCGGCCAACGAACGUGCCUCGGAUAUGGGACAGUUUAUCUUCAAGGUCAAGCUGGUGGACGUGGAGAAGGUGGAGUGGCUGAACCGGCGCUCCUACAGCGCCAUUGGGCUGCUUCUGGGUCGCGAGGGUCGUGUUCUCCUCCGCUGCGACGAUGGCCUCGAGGAUUGGUUCGAGCUGCUGGAGGAAUGCACCAUGACCUCCAAGGAGCGACGACGAGCCCUGAAGAUUGCCCAAGGACCCAGAUCCCGCGCCUCCUUGGCUGCGCCCGUUUCGCACGCCUCGCUGCAGUUCCAGCACUUUGGACUGGGAGGCACUUACUCCAGUGCCCUGGACGACUGGCUGAUGACCAAUGGCACUGGUGGUCUGGCCCGCCACAAGAUCGGAGCUGGCAGCCUGAACGGCUAUGGCGGUGCCAAUCCCUUCCUGUUCUCCGACUCGGUGCCGGAUCUGAGUGCUCUGAACAACGAAAACCACAAUCAUCACCUGAGCGGCAUCAGCACGAAUCACUCAACGCCGCAGAAGAUCCCGCACCACAGCAAUGCGAAUCUCAGUCGCUACUCCAAUGGUUAUGUCUCGGCCCAGAACAGUUUCACCCAGGCCGGUGCACUCUACGGUUCGCCCAGGCGGAUCUUCAUCAACAGCAGCUUCGGUUCCAACCAGGUGGUGGACGAGGAGACCGAGGAGACGGAGGUUCAGCUGAGGAGACCAAGACUAUUCCGCGGAGUGAGCGCUACUCCGGAUAAUGGCAACGAACUCGACCGCGAUUGGCUGUACAGGAAGCCAAGGGCGCCCACUGAUAUGAGGCACUCAGUGCAACCAAUGCUGCCCACUGGCGGAGGCAGCAACAUGGGGCUGGCCAAAACCGAGCUGGACUGUUCGGCCCAUGAUAGUGGCCUGGACACGCCCCCCUCGACGCACCGCCCCUCGAGCUAUCGGGAGGCGAGCAGGGACAGCACGGAGACGAAUGGCAGCUCGUCGCGAGGCACGCUGCUGAACAACUCAUCAUCGCCAGGCGGCAGUUUUCGGGCGAAAAAGCUGAGCGCCCAAGUGACGAAUCUCAACCAGCUGAACUCCCUGCACGGCUCGAGGUACUCGGUGCAGGAUCAGCGCAUCCUGAAGAUGCGCAACAACGAGGAGGAACGCUGCGCCUCCAUCAAGAUGGCCAAUCGCCUCAAUCAGAAUCCGGAGCCGGCCACCUACGAUCCCAACCAGAAUCGCUACUACAAGAACGGCAAUGCCACGCCCCCCACCUCACUGACGCCCCAGCACACGCCGCAGCACAAGCUGAUGAUGCUGCACCAUGGUAAUGGGAACGGCAACAUGGGCACCCUGAAUGGCAACACCAACGGUUCGGAUCGGAUGAACGGAUCGGCCAUUUUCCGGGAGCGUUACCAACAUCCCGCCCUGGCCGCCAUCAUCAACGAGGCGCAGGGCCUCAAGUUUCGAGAGCGUGCGUAUUCAGACAGUCAGCAGCGUCGCCUGAACAACAACAAUGGACCGACCCCCCAGCCAGCCUCGCCCCUCGCCCAGCGCCGGAAUAAUGCCGGACUUGGAUCCGGAGUCGGAGUCGGAUCGGGCGCUAUAUAUGGCACGCCCACGCGUGUAUAGCGCCUAAAGGUCUAAGGAUCUAGGGAUAAUCCAAAUCGAUGGAGUGCAGACUGCUCCCCCCACUAGUUUAAUAAGGAUAUAAGCGCUAAAUUAGUCGACUUGAUACAAAGUUUGGAAAUUAUUUGCAUAGAAAAUACUUCAACGAAGGUAGAGACUAGUAACUAAAUCUUAACUGUGUAUGUAGUAGUACUCGUAGUGUGUGUGCUCCAAUGUCCAGCUUUAUGUAAAUGUUUAAAUAAAUAUACAUUAGUAAAAGGCAUCUUAAUAAAAGAUAA
Molecule: messenger RNA, 3903 nt
Organism: Drosophila yakuba
Lineage: Eukaryota; Metazoa; Arthropoda; Insecta; Diptera; Drosophilidae
Exons: 9
Coding region: 1097-3628 (843 amino acids)
Biological process (GO): actin cytoskeleton organization
Cellular component (GO): plasma membrane
Source: RefSeq, a predicted model, not a curated record